Molecule: messenger RNA, 156 nt
Organism: Echinococcus granulosus
Lineage: Eukaryota; Metazoa; Platyhelminthes; Cestoda; Cyclophyllidea; Taeniidae
Exons: 2
Coding region: 1-156 (51 amino acids)
Source: RefSeq, a predicted model, not a curated record
AUGAGUAAAUUAAUGGUGGAGAUGGUGCUGCAGCAAUUAGGACCAACAGUAAACUUCUCGGUGACAAAGUAUACCCGCCUCCGCUCACAACUGGCCAGCAACACAUUCUCCUCCACCAAUAACCACUGCCGUCUGGCUAUCGAGACCAACUCCUAG